AGCACUAAAUCGGUUGAGCAUUUAUGCCCAUAAUGCAGAUCAAACGGUAUUUUUGUUAGCUCUUAUUCAUUGGGUCAUCUGGCUCCCAAUCCUGUAUCCUGUCACACCAUAUAGCACCUCUCUGAGUAGCGGCUGGUAACAGGCCACGCCUCUUCAGCUCAGUUCGCACCCCCACACAUCAAACCACCAAACCCAACAACCCCCGUCUCUCUCUCUCUCUCUCUCUCUCUCACACACACACACACACACACUUCAAUCUUCUAUUACCGAACAUGGCGAUGAAGUUGAAAUUGAACCCAACGAUUGAAAUCAACAAGCUGAAGUUCACAUACCCAGGAAUCGAUGGCCACCCUCCACCUGGGUCCUCCCCUCUUAUCGACGAUUUCUCUCUGACUCUCAACACCACCGAUCGCUGCCUUCUCGUUGGAUCUAACGGUGCCGGGAAAACAACAAUUCUGAAGAUUUUGGGAGGGAAGCAUAUGGUGGAGCCCGACAUGGUCCGCGUGCUUGGGAGAUCGGCCUUUCACGACACGGCUCUGACAUCUUCCGGUGAUCUAUGCUAUCUCGGAGGAGAGGUUUGUUUGUUUGGUGGGAAACUUUUAUUCACACCCCGGUAAUUAGGUCUAAAUUCAGUUGCACCCCCAUCCUGAUUCUGAAAUUUUCGCUGUCACCGGUCAGUGACACCGGUGAAACUUUACUGUCACUGGUCAGUGUGUUUGUCGGAUUAAUUUAUAGAAAUAUCAUAUGGUAAAUUUUAUUCACAUCCCUUAUAAAUAUAUAAAUAUGUAGACAUAAUUUCAACGACACUCCCAUAAAUAAACCUGUCUUUAAUAAUAUUCCAUCU
Molecule: messenger RNA, 844 nt
Organism: Ilex paraguariensis (yerba mate)
Lineage: Eukaryota; Viridiplantae; Streptophyta; Magnoliopsida; Aquifoliales; Aquifoliaceae
Source: the annotation of a GenBank genome assembly